Messenger RNA from Panicum virgatum (switchgrass), 1080 nucleotides. RefSeq names its product NAC domain-containing protein 76-like. The transcript is spliced from 3 exons. Bases 1 to 1080 code for a protein of 359 amino acids. Gene Ontology annotation, biological process: regulation of DNA-templated transcription. Gene Ontology annotation, molecular function: DNA binding. The record is from RefSeq and is a predicted model, not a curated record. NCBI's taxonomy places the organism in Eukaryota, Viridiplantae, Streptophyta, Magnoliopsida, Poales, Poaceae.
AUGCUUGCCAGUGGAGCAGAGCGGCGGCGGAUGGAUCAUCAGCUCCUGCCGGCGGGCUUCCGGUUCUUCCCGACGGACGAGGAGCUCAUCACCUGCUACCUUGCUAGGAAGGCCAUGGACGCCAGCUUCACCUCGCCGGCCAUCCGCGACGUCGACCUCUACAAGUCCGAGCCAUGGGACCUCCCAUCUAGCUCUAGCUGCUCAUUGAUGUCCUUGAUGUUCCCAGGCGACCUGCAGGAGGGCUACUUCUUCUGCACCAGGGGCAGCAAGUACCUGUCCGGCGUGCGCGCCCGCCGCGCGACGCGGUGCGGGUACUGGAAGUCGACGGGGAAGGACAAGGCCGUGCACGGCAGGGACGGCCGCCUCGUCGGGAGGAGGAAGACGCUGGUGUUCUACCGCGGCAGGGCCCCGAGAGGGGAGAAGACCGGCUGGGCCAUGCACGAGUACGCCAUGGGCGAGAGGAGCAGCAGCGCCCUCCUCAGAGGAGCACAGAGUGAGUGGGUCAUAUGCAAGGUGUUCAUGAGGAAGCAUCCGAGGGGCAACGAAAGGAAGGUGACAGCGGAGGAGACGGUGCAUGAUCAGGACUCCACUCCAGGCCAUCUCCUUCCAAUGGUAUUGGUACCGGACGCGGACGGUUUCGACGGUCAUGAGCAGGAGGUGGCGCCACCAGCUGCAGUCGCUGACUCACAGCACACGAUCAGCCGCUCCGGUGCCCAUGUCAUAGAGGGUAAUGAGAAGGAUCAUCAUCAACAACACCACCACCACCAAAUGGUCCAUGAGUUGCUGAUGAUAGACCACCAUGGUUGGAGCGGCGCCGCCUCGCCAUCCUUGUUCAACCAUGAUGGCCAGCUGGGAAUGCAUUGCUCCACGUUGCCCGUCAUGCAGAAGCAGUCCGACGAUGCAGAUUAUUACCUGCCGGAGUUGCUGGAGUCCGACGGCAGUGACGACUUACCGAGCAAUGCUGGGUCGGGGUUGCUUGACACCGGCGGCGAAGUGAACCGACGUGCUGAGAUGAUCACCUCCGCCGCCAUUGACCCACUUCACAUCGAUGGUCUCUACUGGAACAACUUUGGUUUCUGA